AUGGAACAAGACGCGCCUCUAGGUGAUAUCCAAGCACCUAUACUCGAUAUAAAAUCAUUCGCUAAAUCGAUCCGGGCGCCAACUCAGCCGAUUCUGCCGUUAAAGCGGCGUAUGUCGCUUGACGAGCACGAAGCACCAGAGAAGAACCAAGGACGAGUUGAAACAGCUCCCUUCAAUCAGAAUAUUCUCAAUUUAACGGAUGUGGAGGCCGCAGUCGCUAAGAAAUUCUCCUUUCAAGCACAGGAUGGCAAUCGACGGCUGACUUUGAAUUCGUCUGCUCAAAAAGGUCUUUCAAACGACAGUAAUCCCUCAUUGUUUGCCCAAGAUCACUCAGGAAUUCUCGCCAAAUCUUUCAGUCGCGCUUUCAAGUCUUCCUCUCAGACUGAUUUCAGAGUUCAUCCUGCGAAGAAAGUACAAGAAGAAAGGAAUCUUUCGAUGAGUUAUCAAUCAAGACUCGGCUCGCUCUCCGAUGCCACUACUACUCUCAGCGUUUCACUUGUAAACUCGGGCCCUCAACCUUUUCGAGCGACAACAGGUCGUGCUGCCCCAGACACUUCGAAGGACACGAGCAGACAUGAUAUCGAGUAUGACCUCGCAGACUACACCGCAUCCCCGGACCUCCUUCUCCAUCCUCCACAGACCACGCCCGACGAAAACGUUGCUCACCACGGCUACAGCAUCAGUGAAGGAGAGAAGGCACCAAUCAUUCACGCUAUGUGGGAGGAGAAUGACCAAGAUCUGGAUGACGACAGAAUGGAAGUGGAUGUUUCUUUGGAGAUGAUAGCGAGGGCGCAUGACAAUGUGCCUUAUGGUCUCGCUGAGUAUCUGCAAAGGAAUGCUGACAUUGCGACUACGUUGGAGUUUCGCUGGAAGAAUGCCACAUUUGAAGACUGGCAGGCCGGCCAGCAAGACAUCUUACAGGACAUGAAGAGCAUUCUGGGCCAGGCCCAAACGCACCUACGGCACGUGUUUCACCAUCUCCUCAAUGACUGA
Serendipita indica DSM 11827 is the source of this 993-nucleotide messenger RNA. NCBI's taxonomy places the organism in Eukaryota, Fungi, Basidiomycota, Agaricomycetes, Sebacinales, Serendipitaceae. The record is from the annotation of a GenBank genome assembly.